Molecule: messenger RNA, 2709 nt
Organism: Pocillopora meandrina
Lineage: Eukaryota; Metazoa; Cnidaria; Anthozoa; Scleractinia; Pocilloporidae
Source: the annotation of a GenBank genome assembly
AUGCCUUUGCUUACCACUGAUAAUGAGCUUCUCCCCUUCAAUUUUUUACCACAUGAAUGCGGGCUGAUACGAAUAUAUCUAUUAUUUCAGGUUUCAAUUGUUGUUUCCUUCUUUACUUUCAGUCGACAGACGCAGUCGCAGUUUACUACAGAAAGAAACUGGAAUCAAUUUCACCAGCUCAGAAAUCCUGUACUUGCAAUGGUAUGAGAACUGGCUAAUUAAUUACUGAUUAACUUGUCUUGAAACUUGAACUAUUCGACUUACACUUAACUUCAGACACCUUUUUUGUACUUUAGUUUCCGAGAAAACUAGACCUUUUUCUUUCUCUUGCAAACUAAGGAUCAUUAAGGUCACUGUUGUUAAAAAAAUUUAGCUACUAUAUAUGUAAAGGAAGGAUUUAUCACAUUUGAAUUGUUUCUUUUGUACAUGCUCUCUAUGACAUUCUCUUCUCUGUUUGGUUCUAUCAUUCAAAACAGUUUUUGGAAAGGAUGACAAAAUGUAAUUUGAAUUUGGGUGCUACCCAAAGGUAGGCUCCCCACUUCAAAAUUUAAGUAUUGCCUGCUCAUAUAUAUGCUGCUGAUAUAUUCUAAGUUCAUCCCCAAGGUUGUCUUCUCUAUCCCAUGUGUUCUCCAAGUGCAAGUCCUUCCUAAAUUAGAGAAAAAUAUAUUUAUGUUGUUUUAAUUUAUCAUGAAUUCUAGUUACAGAUCUUCUAUAGUUAUGCACUUAGUUGUUGAAAAUGUUCAUGCAAGGCCUAAAUUUAUUUUUCAAGUUUAUAUCCCUACUUUUGUCGUAGGUUGGGGAAGUUGGAGAAGUAGCAGAAUUAUUGAAAGUAAAGUAUUACUGAUUUAAAGAUUGUUGUCCUGUUGUACAACAAACAUUGAUAGUUUAAACUAAUCAAGUACCUAGGUGUAAUCAAUUGUCACUUCUUCCUUUUUCAUAUUUAUAACCAGUGGAAAGGUGAAGUAAAGGAAGGACUCCAAGGUGAGUGUAAGAAGUGUCCCUACUUUCUUUUCAUGAACAUCUCCACACUAAAAUAACUGAAAGCAACAAAACGAUAUUCCUUUCUCUUGUUAUAAAUUAUCAGCAUAGAGCCAGAUAGCUGACAAAGAACCAGAGCUUAUUCAUUCUACCUUGCAUGGAACCACUGGGAAUACUGCUACAGACUCCCCUGGAUGGGGUGCUAGUCUAUUGAAAAUAACAUCCUCCCCCUCUUCCUCCCUGCAUUUAUGAGGCUUCUCUGACUGUUCAGCUGUACCUGUUUAGACUCCUUGGUGGAGAGAGGCAUGGGGGGAGUAAGAGCACAACACAAUAUCCUAGCUGGGUCUUGACCUUGGCCCUCUCACACUGGAAUCAAGGAUACUAACUUUAAGAUAGGCCAACACUUCUCUUUAUAAGGAAUAUGGCUUAUUUGUUGGUGCACUUAAAUACAAGAUGGAGAGGUCAGAACAAGAGCACAGGGCCACUCAUUAUGUUGAGUUUUUGGGCAAAACACUCAACUCCUCGAGUGCCUCUGCAGUCCUUGGAGUAGAAGUGAACAAUGACCCCAGAAAAUGAUCAGAGAAACAUAAUGGAAAGUGGGGAAUGACCUGUAAAUGAACUAACAUCAGAAAAAUUCAAAGCUAAGAUUUCAAUAAAAAAUUUAAAGAUUUAGAAUGUAUCUCAUGAGUAGUUCUUGUGUUAAAAACAGGUAGCAAGCAAAUCGAAGAGAAUUAAAGCAAAUGGUCACAACAGUUCAUCCUACUGGGUGGAUUUUGAUCCACAUCUUAGCAAAUUGUUUGUGGUUGCUUUUCUAGAUUGGUCUCCCAAAGAGAAACAUCAUCUUGCCCAAGAACUCAGUGAUGUACUUUUUACCUGGUAAGACUUGCAGAAAAAUUCAAUGUUUAUCUUCCCAAGGAGGUGGUGGCUAAAAUAGCACUGAAUUCCAAGAAAUAUCUUAAAGAUCUGGUGAAGGGAUCAAGCAAAAAGCAUACAGAAUACAAGGAAGUUAAUUCAUUAAAUAACUGAAAGAUUGUUAACCUCCUCGGGAUUAUUUUUACAUGUUACAUAAAUCAAGAGAGUGGGUCACUCUACUUAGGAGACAGUGCUAAAAUGAUACUUGCUUAAAAUUACUUGAAUCUAUGGUAAAAUUUAGAUACAGUUUUUACAAUGAAGUUGAAUUUACUUGUUUCAAUGGUUGUUGUUGUUGCAACAAUCAGAGAGUUCAGUUACUUGAACUCUGAUGUACUUUUAAGGAAAGUUUUGUCCACAAGUAAGGCUGUCUCCUUGAAAGAGUUUUUCACUUUGAAAGUAAGUUAUUUAUUAUUUCAAGAAACUUUUAACAACUAGAGUACUACAAGUACAAGCAUCAGUUGGAAUAUCAAAAUGUUUACAUGACUGUAAAAAUGAUAUAGCACCACUCAUAAAGGCAUGGGGAAGUUUAAUUGAUAAAAUUGUAAGAGAUCUACUAGUUGAAACUCAUUCUCUUAAUGGAUAUGAUUGAUAUAAAUUUGUGAAUAUACUUUUAUAAAUAGCCUCUUAAUUCUUUUGCUUGGGCCAGACCAGGUCAUUCAUGUUUGAAGUUAAUGUUCUAUUUCUUUAUAGAUAGCAAAAUCACGUUGAUUUAUCUUAGCUAGUUUUUUUACAACACAGAGUUUAGGCAAUAUUUGCUGUGGAUGAACACUGAUAUCAAUGUUGUUUUGUUGCAACAAGGGAUGUUUUUAAAUUAACUGG